Messenger RNA from Pogonomyrmex barbatus (red harvester ant), 458 nucleotides. It is a transcript of the gene yellow-g2, whose product is annotated as L-dopachrome tautomerase yellow-g2. NCBI's taxonomy places the organism in Eukaryota, Metazoa, Arthropoda, Insecta, Hymenoptera, Formicidae. Gene Ontology annotation, cellular component: extracellular region. The record is from RefSeq and is a predicted model, not a curated record.
UGCUCCGAUGUAGCAGGAUUAUAAAACUGGCGUAAUCCGGAGGAUUUUACAGUUUACGGUUUGUUUCGAUCGCCAAAAGAGACGCGGUCGAGCCGGUCAGGAAUUUGAAGGCUGGGAAAAGCUUACAAAAAGUAAGGAUGCUUCUUGCACAGGCGGUGACGUUCGUCGUCGCCGUCGUCGCUCUCGCCGGCGCUGCCGAAGAAAAAAAAUGCGAGAGAAACAUCCUGUGGACCGGCGGUUCCUUCGAGUGGCCUUGCCCGGUCACGAAGAGCAUGUUCCAGAAUAGUGGUCGUUACAUCUCGAAGAAUGUCCUCGCCACUAGGGCUGCGAUCUACAAGGAUGACGCCAUCCUGGCUUUACCUAGGGAUUUAAGUUCUAACAAGGUGAUGCUGGGAAAUUGGAUUAGUCCGUGUUCAGCCGAUAGAACUCGUGGUACACACGCGGCAUACUUCUCCUGA